Messenger RNA from Oryctolagus cuniculus (rabbit), 2933 nucleotides. NCBI's taxonomy places the organism in Eukaryota, Metazoa, Chordata, Mammalia, Lagomorpha, Leporidae. The record is from RefSeq and is a predicted model, not a curated record.
GGCGAGGGGGCGGGAACUGGGGAGGAGGCCGAGCUGGCUCCGCCACGGGGGCGUCUCUCGGCCAGGCCUUGUCCCCGCCCGGCCCCUACCCUCGAGGGGAGGGGCAAAAGCCUGGGGAUAGAGGAGAAGCUUGGGAUCUCGGUCUGUGGUAACUCCGCCAUUUUGCAGAAAUGUAUUUCUCAUCUAAGAUCAAGACACGUACAGAUCUGGUGUUUUGUGAGCAUUCCCUUUCUUUACAUGUUGUGUCAUCACAGGGUAGAAGGGGCCACUUUGAUGUGAAUACUGAUCUCAUUCACAAGGGCUGCAAUCUCAAGAUCUACUCAUCUCUCAAGGCCUCAUCUCUGAACAUUAUCACUUUGGGUGCGUUUGAGGAACAGUGGAUAUGAGCUACACAAAUCUCAGCAUUUAUAGUGGCUCCUGUCACACAGCAGAAGCUAAUUAGGUAGCCGCCCAACGAAAAGAAUCACGUAUUUCCGGAAGUAUCAAGAGUCAGAAUUAAAUGGGCGAGUUUUGAGCCUCGUAGGGUCCCGUAGCACCCGCCAUUUCCGCCUACCAAUAGGUGACGGAGAGAAAGAGAAGCCCCGCCUCUCACUCGGCUGCAGCCCGCGAGGACUUCUGAAGCGGUUGCGGCUGUUUCGUAUUUCCGAGGCGUCGGCGCUCGUUGUGUGCGUCAUUUCCGGGCGGCGGGGCGGAACGGAGUGGCCAACGGCCUGCAGAGCAACAUGCCCAAGUUUUACUGUGACUACUGCGAUACGUACCUCACCCAUGAUUCCCCAUCUGUGAGAAAGACGCACUGCAGUGGUAGGAAGCACAAAGAGAAUGUGAAAGACUACUAUCAGAAAUGGAUGGAAGAGCAGGCUCAGAGCCUGAUCGACAAAACAACGGCUGCAUUUCAACAAGGAAAGAUACCGCCUACUCCAUUCUCUGCUCCUCCUCCUGCAGGAGCGAUGAUCCCACCUCCCCCCAGUCUCCCGGGUCCUCCUCGCCCUGGUAUGAUGCCUGCACCCCAUAUGGGAGGCCCUCCCAUGAUGCCAAUGAUGGGCCCUCCUCCUCCUGGGAUGAUGCCAGUGGGACCUGGUUCUCAGCAUGGGCCUCCUGCUCACCUUUCCUACAACUCCGAACAAACGCUUAGUGCUCCUGGAAUGAGGCCACCCAUGGGAGGCCAUAUGCCAAUGAUGCCGGGGCCCCCAAUGAUGAGACCUCCUGCCCGUCCCAUGAUGGUGCCCACUCGUCCAGGAAUGACUCGGCCGGACAGAUAAGGAGAGAGGGGAGGCCUCUUCCUAGCAGUUCUGUAUCGCUUGUUCUGCUUCACCAGGAGAUCAUGGUGCUGUGACUCUGGGUGUUUUCUAACAGCAUGACAAAGAAGACUUGCUCCCCCUUCUUAUCAAAGAAAGAAUAGUUUUGGGGGGAAAUAGGAUUUCAAAAAGUGCAGUUUUCAUUUGUAUUGUGAAAUGUGAAAAUAAAAUUGUCAACUCUUUUAGUUAAAAAAGGUGUUUCUUUUUUCUUCCCCUUUGUAUUCUUUCUGUAUUAUAUAGAGAUGAAACCUUCCAGUUGUGUUUCUCCAACUCAUUCCAUUUUCAGCUUGUCUCUGUGUGAGAUUCUUUGCUCUUAGAUUGAAUCCCUUUGGACACCUACCUUUAUUUAGUAAGGUUCUCCUGUGUAGGACUUAGGUAAAUCUAACAGUCGUAGAGCUUUUGUGGGUAAAAAUAAUAAACAGCACAGUAAUUUCUCACAUGAAUAAUGCUGUGUAAUAAGUUGAACACUUUAAGACUUUUAUGUUGAAGUAAGGGAAAAAUAUGUUGUGUACGUGUCAGCUAAGAAUGGCAAGAAUUGCUUUAAUAUCAGCUUCUUUCUCUUCUCCUUUUUGGCUUCACAUAGUCUGAAAACCUCUGAAGAAAUAGUGAAAUUACUCUCAAUUUCCUUGGUAUGAAAGUCAUUAGAAUGCUAUUUGUUUCAGCAGCAGGCUGUGAAAGUGUGGUAUUUUCAGGGAAUCAUCUAGAAGUAAGCCUUUGUCCCUAUUCAUAUUUAGUGCAGUAUAAAACUUAAUCUUUUGACAUUGUAAGUAGGAUUGAAAAUUGUUAUACCAUCUGGGAACAGAAAUUUGGCAACAUCUAUCAGAAAUACAUUAUCUGUAUCCUAGGGCCUAGCAUUUUCAUGUCCAAGAUUUUUUUUAAGAGCCAUUUAUUUGUUUACUUAUCUGAAAGGCAGAGUAACAGAGAGAGGGGAAGAGACAGAUUUUCUGUUUUCUAUUUCUUUCCCCAAAUGCCUACAACAACCAGGGCUGUAUUGAAAUCAGAAACUCCAUUCAGAUCUCUCACCUGAGUGGCAGGUGCCCAAAGGACCUGGGCCAUCUGCUGCCUUCUUGGGCACAUUAGCAGGAAGCCAGAAGGAAGCAGAACAGUUGAGAUUCAAACCAGCACUCUGAUAUAAGGCAUGCUGGCGUUGUAAGCAGUGACUUAAUCCUCCGUGCCACAGUGCUACCUCUAGGAAUUUUCCUUACAGAUAGACUUGCUUGUGUGUGAAGUGUUAUAUAUAAAUUUAUGCAUUGCUGCAAAAAUUGGAAGUAACAUCUGCAAGCAUGAGGCAUUUAGAAAGUUGCCUAGGGGGCCGGCGCUGUGGCGUAGCAGGUAAGGCCACUGUUUGCAGUGCCGGCAUCCCAUGUGGGUGCUGGUUCGAGUCCUGGCUGCUCCACUUCGGAUCCAGCUCUCUGCUAUGCCCUGAGAAAACGGUAGAAGAUGGCCCAAAUCCUUGGGCCCCUGCACCUGCGUGAGAGACCUGGAAGAUGCUUCUGGCUCCUGGCUUCGGAUCAGACCAGUUCUGGUCAUUGCGGCCAUCUCGGGAGUGAUCCAGCAGAUGGAAGGCCUAUCUUCCCCUGCCUCUCUGUAACUCUGCCUUUCAGAUAAAAUAAAUAUUAAAAAAAAAAAAAAAAAAAA